This is a messenger RNA of Daldinia vernicosa, 1794 nucleotides long. Its product is annotated as putative oxidoreductase. NCBI's taxonomy places the organism in Eukaryota, Fungi, Ascomycota, Sordariomycetes, Xylariales, Hypoxylaceae. The coding region runs from base 1 to 1794 and encodes 597 amino acids. Gene Ontology annotation, molecular function: oxidoreductase activity; FAD binding. The transcript is spliced from 3 exons. The record is from RefSeq and is a predicted model, not a curated record.
AUGCAAUACUACUUUCUUGCUGCCUUAGUUGGACUGCUCGGCUGGCGCGCCGUAAAUCUUACGACCCCUCGUUUGUCAUGUCGGUGUCGGCCCUCGGAAUCCUGUUGGCCAUCUGAUGAAGCAUGGUCGCAGCUGAAUAUUUCCAUCAAUGGGAAUCUUGUGCGUUUGAGGCCUGCGGGCCAUGUUUGUCAUCACCCAAACUUUGAUAGGAGAGCUUGUGAUGAAUUGCUGCACCUAACUCGGGAUAGCGGUUGGAGAGCUUCUCGACCAGAUACUUUACAAGAUUGGGUCUGGGAAGGAGGGUUGUCUGCAAAUCAGACUUGUCCCGUUGUUGAUGGGCCAAGCGAAGCACCAUGUCACCAAGGCCGUGUUCCCUACUACUCAGCCGCUGUGAGAUCUCCAGACCAUGUACAGAAGGUUGUUCUCUUCGCCAAGGCACACAAUAUACGAUUGGUCGUCAAGAAUACCGGCCAUGACGGUUCUGGGCGUUCGGCCGCCCCGAAUUCGCUUCAAAUCCACACUCAUCACCUUAAGGGGAUUCAGUAUCAUCCCGACUUCGUAGCACAAGGUGUGAACACAUCCUUAGGCCCUGCUGUUACAGUUGGCGCUGGUGUCAUGCACUGGGAGCUCUACGAAAGAGGCUCUCGGGAUGGAUACAUCACAGUUGGCGGAGAAUGUCCUACAGUAGGAGCCAUCGGUGGCUUUCUCCAAGGAGGCGGUGUGUCCAGCUUUCUAAGUCAUGCGAGGGGACUUGCUGUCGAUAAUGUGUUGGAAUUCCAGAUCGUGUUAGCCAAUGGAAGUCUUGUGACUGCGAAUGACCACAAGAACCAAGAUCUAUUUUGGGCUUUACGGGGAGGCGGAGGCAGCACAUUCGGCGUUGUCACACAGGCAACACUCCGAGUAUACUCUGAUGAUCCCGUCACAGUAUCGACAGUGUCGCUUUCUACGCCACACACGGAUCAUAGUUUCUGGGAAAAGGGGAUCGUCGGUCUUUUCUCAAUGCUUCAAGCCCUUAACCUUGACAAUACCCCCGGCCAGUUUGUCCUUACAGUCACCCCAAAGUCAACGCUCAAGGCAGAUUUGACCAUACACUUCAUUAACAACACUAACAUAUAUACCGUGGAGGGGAAGAUAAUGAAAUAUCUAACUAUGUACACGGCCAGCGAAGUAUCCUACGAGCUAUCAUCCAAAGUCUUAUCCAAAACUAGCCUCAGCUAUCGAAUGACUCCUGAUAUCUACCCCGAAAAUUACGGUAUCAUUCAGGCAUCCGUACUAGUAUCCGAUCAACUGUUCAACUCGCCAGAGGGGCCGGCGCGGAUGGUUGAAGUAUUUUCUAGACUCCCCCUGAGUCCAAAUGACAUCCUUUUCACUAGCAACCUGGGUGGUAAGGUUAAUAUCAAAGGUGACUCCACAUCUAUGCACCCCGCCUGGCGCUCUUCAGCGCAGCUUAUAAAUUACAUCAAAAGCGUUGGCCCGACGGUUCAUGAGAAGUUAAGAGGCUUAGAGGAGUUGAGUAGUGUUCAUAUGCCUAUUCUGUACUCUAUAGAACCAGGAUUCAAAGUUUCCUAUUUUAAUCUAGGAGAUCCUGGUGAAGGAGAUUUUCGAAACGUCUAUUGGGGUGAUAAUUACGAGCAUCUGGCUCAUAUUAAGCACGGCGUGGAUAAGGAUGGACUUUUUGUGACUAAGAAAGGAGUUGGUAGCGAUUUAUGGGAUGAUGAGGGCAUGUGUAGAAAGAAGGUAGGAAGUUGGGUGUAUCGAGGACUAGAGGCGAUUUCUGAUCAUCUCAAGAUAUAG